Messenger RNA from Eptesicus fuscus (big brown bat), 2212 nucleotides. RefSeq names its product Rac GTPase activating protein 1 (gene RACGAP1). The record is from RefSeq and is a predicted model, not a curated record. The transcript has 17 exons. The coding region runs from base 150 to 2048 and encodes 632 amino acids. Gene Ontology annotation, biological process: signal transduction. NCBI's taxonomy places the organism in Eukaryota, Metazoa, Chordata, Mammalia, Chiroptera, Vespertilionidae.
UCUGUGAUUGGUUGGUGCCGGAUUUCAAACUAGAGCCGGCGGCGCGGUGCUGCUCUGCCGUUGGGUGCGGCGCCGAGGGAAGCGGAAGGCCGCCCAGGUGGGGCCCAGCGACCCGGCUGAGUGGGCUUGGGGUCUGCGAGGAGAGAAAGAUGGAUACUACGAUGCUGAAUUUGCGGAAUCUGUUUGAGCAGCUUGUACGCCGGGUGGAGAUUCUCAGUGAAGGAAAUGAACUCCAAUUCAUCCAGUUGGCAAAGGACUUCGAGGAUUUCCGUAAAAAGUGGCAGAGAACAGACCAAGAGCUGGGGAAAUACAAGGAUCUUUUGAUGAAAGCAGAGACUGAGCGUAGUGCUCUGGAUGUUAAGCUGAAGCAUGCACGCAAUCAGGUGGAUGUAGAGAUCAAACGGAGACAGCGAGCUGAGGCCGACUGUGAAAAGCUGGAAAGACAGAUUCAGCUGAUCCGAGAGAUGCUCAUGUGUGACACAUCUGGCAGCAUUCAACUAAGCGAGGAGCAAAAAUCAGCUCUGGCUUUUCUCAACAGAGGCCAACCAUCCACUGGCAAUGCUGGGAACAAAAGACUGUCAACCAUUGAUGAAUCUGGUUCCAUUUUAUCAGAUAUCAGCUUUGACAAGACUGAUGAAUCGCUGGAUUGGGAUUCUUCUGUAAUAAAGACUUUCAAACUGAAGAAGAGAGAAAAGAGGCGCUCCAAUAGCCGACAGUUCAUUGAUGGCCCCCCGGGACCUAUAAAGAAAACUCGUUCCAUUGGCUCUACAGCAGACCAGGGGAAUGAAUCCAUUGUUGCAAAAACUACAGUGACUGUUCCCAGUGAUGGCGGGCCCAUUGAAGCUACAUCCACUAUUGAAACUGUUCCAUAUUGGACGAGAAGUCGAAGGAAAUCAGGUACUUUACAGCCUUGGAAUAGUGACUCUACCUUGAGCAGCAGGCCGCUGGAGCCAAGAACUGAGACAGAUGGUUCCAACACUCCGCAGAGUACUGGGGGGAUGCGUCUGCAUGACUUUGUCUCUAAGACGGUUAUUAAACCCGAAUCUUGUGUUCCAUGUGGAAAGCGGAUAAAAUUUGGCAAGCUGUCCCUGAAGUGUCGAGACUGUCGUGUCGUCUCUCAUCCAGAAUGUCGGGACCGCUGUCCCCUUCCCUGCAUUCCUACCCUGAUAGGAACACCUGUUAAGAUUGGAGAGGGAAUAUUGGCAGAUUAUGUGUCCCAGACUUCUCCAAUGAUCCCCUCCAUUAUUGUCCACUGCGUAAAUGAGAUUGAACAGAGGGGGCUGACCGAGACAGGCCUAUAUCGGGUCUCAGGCUGCGACCGGACAGUAAAAGAGCUAAAAGAGAAAUUUCUCAGAGUGAAAACUGUACCCCUCCUCAGCAAAGUGGAUGACAUCCAUGCUAUCUGUAGCUUCCUGAAAGACUUCCUUCGAAACCUUAAAGAACCCCUUCUCACCUUUCGGCUGAACAAGACCUUUAUGGGAGCAGCAGAAAUCACAGAUGAGGACAACAGCAUAGCUGCCAUGUACCAGGCUGUUGGUGAGCUGCCCCAGGCCAACAGAGACACAUUAGCUUUCCUCAUGAUUCACUUGCAGAGAGUGGCUCAGAGCCCAAACACUAAAAUGGAUGUUGCCAAUCUGGCUAAAGUCUUUGGCCCUACAAUAGUUGCCCACGCUGUGCCCAAUCCAGAUCCAGUGACAAUGUUACAGGACAUCAAGCGUCAACCCAAGGUGGUAGAACGCUUGCUCUCACUGCCCCUGGAAUACUGGAGUCAGUUCAUGAUGGUGGAACAAGAGAACAUUGACCCCAUGCAUGUCAUUGAAAACUCAAAUGCCUUUUCAACACCACAGACACCAGAUAUUAAAGUGAGUUUUCUGGGGCCUGUGACCACUCCUGAGCAUCAGCUUCUCAAGACGCCUUCCUCCAGCUCCCUGUCGCAGCGAGUCCGCUCCACGCUCACCAGGAACACGCCCAGAUUUGGGAGCAAAAGCAAGUCUGCCACAAACCUUGGACGUCAAGGCAACUUCUUUGCUUCUCCAAUGCUCAAGUGAAGUCACGUCUCCAGUUACUUCCAGCAUUUACUGACUGCAAAGGAAGGGCGCACCUGUACUCUCUGCUCGCAGCCUCCUGUACUCGUUACCACUUUUAGCAUUCUCCAGGCUUUUAAUCAAGUGUAAUUGUGCAUGGGGGUUUUAUUAAAACUAUAUAUAUCUUC